CCACGGUCGCCCAGGCCCCCGGUUGCCUCCAGCAGCACCCCCUCGGCGGUCAGUUCCCCGCAGGGACCUACAGCCGCAUCCCCCCGGCAGCCGUGCCCCGGUACCCGCAGUGCCCGCCGGACCCCCGGCACCCACGGCAGCGGCCCCGCCUCGCAGCCCCCCGCUGGGGCCAGGCCCGGAGCAGCCGGAUCCCGGGGCCGCCGUCCGCAGCAACGGGGCCGCGUCCUCCCGGGGCUCCGUACCCGUAGCGGCAGGCGCCCGUCCCCGUCGCCUCGGGGCGGGCCGGGCGGCUGCGCACACGGGGCGGCCGGGCCCGCCUCCGCCGCCCGGCACAGCAGCACCGCGGACAGCGCCAGCCCCCGCGCGGCUCCGCACGGCCCCGGUGGCAGCGCCGGUCCCCGGCCCGGCACAGCCCAGCCCGGCGCGGCCCGGCCGCACGCCGCGCCAUGGCCACGGAGGUGCACAGCCUGCAGGAGCUGCGGCGCAGCGCAUCCCUGGCCACCAAGGUCUUCAUUCAGCGGGAUUACAGCGAUGGGACCACCUGCCAGUUCCAGACAAAGUUCCCCCCUGAACUGGAGAGCCGGAUCGAGCGGCAACUCUUUGAGGAAACCGUGAAAACCCUUAAUGGCUUCUAUGCUGAGGCGGAGAAGAUUGGGGGCAGCUCGUACCUGGAGGGGUGCCUGGCCUGUGCCACUGCCUAUUUCAUCUUCCUCUGCAUGGAGACACACUAUGAGAAGGUCCUGAAGAAGAUCUCCAAGUACAUUCAGGAGCAGAACGAGAAGAUCUAUGCGCCACGGGGCCUGCUGCUCACUGAUCCCCUGGAGCGUGGCAUGAGGGUUAUCGAAAUAUCCAUCUAUGAGGACCGGUGCAGCAGCGGCAGCUCCAGCAGUGGCAGCUCAAGCAGCAGCAGCGGUGGAGGGGGUGGCGGGGCAGGGGGCCGGUGACUGGCAGGGAGUCCCUACAGGGACUCAUACUGCCGGGACAGUGGCCUCUCUGAGCUCCGCAGGCUGCACUACCAGAGCACGCGCUUCUGAGCCCAGGGAGGGUGGGAGGGGGAAGCCAGGGGCUGCCUAGCGGGGCUGCCCACCCCCAUCUGCUCUGUGCCCCCCGCAGUGAAUCUGCCCCUGCUCAGACCCACUGCGGGCAGGGGUUGGUGCUGGGGCAUCCUAGGUGCUUUCCGCUGAGCCAAACUGGUGCCAAGGGGCUCCCACAGCCCUCUGGGUGCUCCGCAUUGCUGUCCCUCCCCCAAGUGAAGGAGCUUGCCCUGCCACGGGCAGUCCCAGCUGGCAGUGCCCCGCGUGCCGUGCAUCGUGCAUCAGGGAGCAGCAAAUCCCCAGGCAGUGCUAAGGGGGACACACAGAUCCCCAUGACUACAGGCACUGCCAGCCCUUGCUGCGCCCCCUCCCUGGGACAUCCCGCUCUUGGUGCUGCAGGGUGGGCUCAGCUGCUGCGUGCCCACUGCACAGGGUGCCUGGCAGAGCCCUGGUGCUGCUUCAUCUGCACGAUGGUGCCAUGCAUUCACCACAGACCUUCCCCACAUGCUACCAAUUGCUGCUCCCCAGCCCUGGCCAGAUAGAUGCCCUCACCCAUCUGGUAGUGGUAUCCUUGCCAGCAGCAUCCCUCAGCGCUGCCCACGACACUGGCUUCUGUUCCCUGCCUGACCUGGUGCCAUCCGCAACUGUACCCAGAAAGAUCCUGAGCCCCAAGCCCCAUGCCCAGGGCAGGGAGGUACAGUGCUGGGCAGGCUCCUGCUGUUGUGCUGCAUGUCCUGGGCUACCGCAUAGCUCAGCACAGUGGAGGCUGAGCUGUGGCAUGGGCAAGCCAGGCUCCCUGUGCACUCCCAGCAGAGCCUGCCUACACCUGGCUUCUGGCAGCCCCCUGCCUGCUCUUCCCCAUGACCUGCACCAAUGCAGGAAGGCUGCCCGGUGGAGCAGCUCCACCAGUACCCUUCCUCUCCUGCUGCUGAGCCCUUCCCUGCCCACAUGUCCUGCAUGCAUCUGCCACCAGCACCGCAAUUCUCAGUCUGGCCUGUGGUGGGGACCUCGAGGGGUACCUGGGUCUGGCUGCAAGGUGUGGGGGUUCUCGGGCCAGGGUCAGAUGGGGGGGGAAUAGGAGGGUCCCUGUGACAUCCAGCACCCCAAGGAGAAGAGUCCUUGCCUGGGUGCAGGGCUGAACUGAGUGGGCAUUUCUCUUGUGGGGUCCACGGAGGGAGGACCCUGCCCCAUGGGACUCCUUUUGGCUUGGUCAUGGCAUGUGUGGGGGGUGACCCUGCCCCCACCGUUCCUGCUGGGGCCCCCCUGCAUGGAGACCUUCCUCAAUAAACCCCAUGCUUCA
Falco peregrinus (peregrine falcon) is the source of this 2334-nucleotide messenger RNA. RefSeq names its product golgin A7 family member B (gene GOLGA7B). Gene Ontology annotation, biological process: peptidyl-L-cysteine S-palmitoylation; protein targeting to membrane. The transcript has 5 exons. The record is from RefSeq and is a predicted model, not a curated record. NCBI's taxonomy places the organism in Eukaryota, Metazoa, Chordata, Aves, Falconiformes, Falconidae. Gene Ontology annotation, cellular component: palmitoyltransferase complex. The coding region runs from base 447 to 944 and encodes 165 amino acids.